Molecule: messenger RNA, 4329 nt
Organism: Hippocampus zosterae (dwarf seahorse)
Lineage: Eukaryota; Metazoa; Chordata; Actinopteri; Syngnathiformes; Syngnathidae
Gene: celf6
Product: CUGBP Elav-like family member 6
Biological process (GO): mRNA splice site recognition; regulation of alternative mRNA splicing, via spliceosome
Cellular component (GO): cytoplasm; nucleus; ribonucleoprotein complex
Molecular function (GO): mRNA binding
Source: RefSeq, a predicted model, not a curated record
AGAGAGAGAGAGAGACGAGCCCCGCGGCGGCCCAUUGAGGAAAGAUGGCCACAGUCAGUGCAAACGGAGUGCUGCGGGAGAAUGGAUUCAGCACCACGGACAGCGGCGGCAGGAUGAACGGGCGGCUCGGUAGUCAGAACACCAUCCCCAUGAAGGACCACGACGCCAUCAAGCUCUUUAUCGGCCAGAUCCCCCGCAACCUGGAGGAGAAGGACCUCAAACCGCUCUUUGAGGAAUUCGGCAAGAUUUACGAACUCACGGUACUGAAAGACAGGUUUACCGGGAUGCAUAAAGGAUGUGCCUUUCUAACAUACUGUGCCAGAGAGUCAGCACUGAAAGCCCAGAGCGCCCUCCAUGAACAGAAGACUCUGCCAGGGAUGAAUCGACCCAUCCAGGUGAAGCCAGCAGACAGCGAAGGACGGGGAGAAGACAGGAAGCUGUUUGUGGGGAUGCUCGGCAAGCAGCAGAGCGAGGAUGACGUCCGGCGGCUCUUCGAGACCUUUGGCCAGAUCGAGGAGUGCACCGUCCUGCGGGGUCCUGAUGGGGCCAGUAAGGGCUGUGCAUUUGUCAAAUUCUCCAGCCACGGAGAAGCACAGGCUGCCAUCAACAGCUUGCACGGUGGACAGACCAUGCCUGGCGCCUCGUCUAGCCUGGUUGUCAAAUUCGCAGACACCGACAAGGAGCGGACCUUGCGCCGGAUGCACCAGAUGGCCGGUCAGCUCGGCAUCUUCAGUCCCAUGACAAUCCAGUUUGGGGCCUAUGGCGCCUACUCUCACGCUCAGAUGAUGCAACAGCAAGCAGCCCUGAUGGCGGCAACACAAGGGUCCUACCUGAACCCCAUGGCGGCCAUUGCUGCCGCACAAAUGCAGCAAAUGGCGGCAUUCAAUGUCAACGGUCUGGUGGCGACUCCGAUGACGCCAUCCUCAGGCACCAGCACACCCCCAGGCAUCACUGCGACAGCCGUCCCCAGCAUAGCCACCCCCAUCGGGGUCAACGGCUUUAGUGCCCUCGCGCCACAAACCAACGGGCAGCCCACGUCCGAGCCAAUUUACACCAACGGCAUUCACCCUUACCCAGCACAGAGUCCGACGGUGACCGACCCUCUCCAGCAGGCUUAUGCCGGGGUCCAACACUACGCAGCAGCCUACCCCGCCGCCUAUGCGCCAAUCAGCCAAGCAUUCCCACAGCAGCCGGCCAUCAUUCCCCAGCAACAGCGGGAAGGGCCAGAGGGCUGCAACCUGUUUAUUUAUCACCUGCCCCAGGAAUUUGGUGACGCCGAGCUCAUGCAAAUGUUCCUCCCUUUUGGCAACGUCAUCUCGGCGAAAGUCUUUGUGGACAGAGCGACCAAUCAGAGCAAAUGUUUUGGCUUUGUGAGUUUUGAUAACCCGUCAAGCGCCCAAGCCGCCAUCCAGGCUAUGAACGGCUUUCAAAUAGGCAUGAAGAGGCUGAAGGUGCAGCUAAAGCGGCCAAAGGACGCCAACCGACCUUACUGACUGGUCUGCGGUCCUGAUCAAGGAUGAAGGCCCCACAACACCUUAUUUCCACAAGUGCAGUCAAAGUACAAAGACUCCUUGCUCUGCUACAUAUCACGACGGUCAGGUGGUCCCUUGAACCUGCUGGGACCCCACUGGAAGAUUGAGCGACUGAGUGAAGAUCCCAAAGUUGUUUUUUUUUUUGCAAAUGCCCCUUUUUGUCUUAUCAAUCUUUGUUUGUUUUAUUUAUUCAUUUAUAUAUGUAUAUUUUUUUGCUUGGGCAUUUCGUUGGAAGCGAAUUUUUUGCAAAGACCAACUUUUUUGCUGCUCUUUUUUAGACGUGAUGGGUUGAAAAGAAGAAAAAAAAGAUAGACUCAUGAUGCUCAAAGCAUGCAUACCAUCAAAACGCAUCCAAACAAAAUGCUAUAGCUAAUGAGAAAUAACAAAAACAACAACAACAAAAAACAAGUUGUACAUAAGUGCGAAUGCCAAUUCAAGUACUGAAGCAAACACAAAUACACACGCAUACAUGCAAACACAUAUGUACACACACCAGCCUGCUGCCAUUUUGGUUUUUGUGCCUACACAGAUGUUGUGUGCUCUGUGACAGGGCUGAGCACUGGAUGGAUGAUGACGGCAAAGAAGAGGAAGAAUCCAGGAUAAUUUACAUGCAUCAUUCCUUAGGAAAUAGGGACCAAAGGACUAAAAAAAAAAACAACAAAAAAAUACAAAAAAAAACGCUUUUAAAAGUAUAAAUAUAUAAAUAUAUAUUUAAAAAAACACAUACCUUGUAGCUACAAGUAUUACUCUUAGUCCAAAAAAAAGGGAAGAAAAAAAACAAAUAUCCAGUGGCCUACUGUAAUAAGAAAAUGGACUAUGUAUCGGGGGAAAAAAUGGAAUUGUAGCAUAGGGGCUGAUUUUUGUUUGUUCUGGAUGCUAAUCGGACACCACGUUGUAUCAUAGUGGAGUAGGUAAAAACAAAUGUACAUUUGCUAAUUUUUCCUGUUGUUAAAAAAAAAAAACUUGGAAGUUGCAAUGAUAGGGGAGAAGAAAAAAGAAUGAACAAUGGACUGUACUGUCUAUGCCACUGGAUAUUACGAUCAUCACGAUGUCGGAGGCACCACAAAAGGAGAAACUGUUUCCCGGAAAGGGGCAAAGACUGAACUUACUUGUGCCUGUGCUGGACAGAGUGCAGACACUCAAGGCUUCUCCUUAGCCUUUACGUUCAAGCGACAAUCCACUGUAAACGACCAAGCAACACGGACCCCCGGGGCGUCUUUUCACUUUUUUUUUCCCUGACCUUUUUGUAUUGCGCAAUGUGAAAAGCUAAAUGGUUCAAUGAAGGGCAUUGAAUGCAAAGGUUUUUAGGGAACAGAAAAGCUACUGAAACUGCCAAAAGAGUGAAAAUUAAGUCACGUUUCCAACAAGUUGUAUUGUUCAGUUUGCCACGGUAUGGUUCUGCAGACCCCAAUUACGCUUUGAUCGUGACAUCCAGAAAGGGUGUAAUCAGUCAUUUUUGCUCCGCUUUGUCCUAUUCUUUCCUAGCCGACUUUGGGCAAGAGGCUGUGUGCGGCGUAGACUUGGUUACCAGUCAAUCGCAGGACACACAGACAAACUAGUUACACUCACAUUCAUAUCUAUUCCUGAAAUACUAACAAAAGUCUUAAUUUAAUAUCUAACAAGCAUGUUUUUAGAAAUGUGGACUGAAAUCAAAUAAAUCCACAAAGAGAUCAAGUUACGAUUCAACCAGAUUUUUUUGGCUAUGAGGCAGUCACACAGUCCGCCAUUCUAUAGCAGAACAUUUUGCCACCAAAUUAAUCCAAGAAAUUACGCUAUAGUUCUACGCACAAUCAGUACCUUCAAAUAAAUAAAUUUCCAAGCCUUGAUUUAUCCGCCUUUUUGUCUGUUCAAUGCUCUGUAUAAACGACAAGGACAUGUAAUGUGGUGACAAAGAACCCGCCUAUAAUCUGCCUUCAAAGGUUGCAUCAGAGCCGCAAAAGAGCUGCUACGAUGCGUGCAAAUCGUUUCCGGAAAGCUCAGAUGGGUGCGAAGCUACGGUACAUGCUUGACACUCACGUCUCCCGCUGCCGUUUGUUCAAACAAUGUUGGGUCGCUUUGUAAAAGCGCACACGAUUGCAAUCAUAUCUCGCAUUUGUUGGGUUGUGGGUAACGAGCGGAAAUUUGGUUCUUUUGUUCCGGCUCUGAGCUGACAAGUGUGCUGCGCAAGAGCGAUGGAGAACAUGAAAGGGAAAGCGUGCGUCUUGCUCCAUCUUACGCAAUCGAACCGAAAUUAAUCACAUUGACACACCUCAAAACAUUAUCAAAUCCAUACCGAACUGAACAGAACCAUACUGCCCGUUGGAAACAUGACAUAAAAAAUGUAUAGCUUUCUCCAACAUCCCCUCAAAAAACAUCAAACAGUGUUAUGAUAUGAACAACUACCUACAUCAUGUACAUUCCAUUGUGGACAUGUUCCUUGACCUAAUUUCUUGGGAACGUUCCAUGUAGAUUUCCGAAAAGAUGAAGACACUCUCCUUCGGAAAAGGCCAACUUGUAAAUGAGGUCAGAACGCUCCCCAAUUUGCUCGGUUGAAACGCUGCACCGAUACGAUCAACAGCGUUGGAUGGCAGGCAGUAAGAAGAACGGAGGCAGGGGGUGGUGGUGCAAACAUCCUUCAAAGUAAUGCUUCUAGGAUGAAGCCCAAACACUAUAAAAAUAGAAGGUGUAACCAAGCUGCCGGUGACAAGCACCAUAUAUCUGUGCUGUGCCAAAAAAGGGAAGAGGAUGAAAGGGUUCAAAACAUCCGGAAGCUUGGCCCAAAUAGUUUGAGUAUUAAAUCCUAUUUUGUCUCGAGAGA